Messenger RNA from Rhagoletis pomonella (apple maggot), 2457 nucleotides. Its product is annotated as transmembrane protease serine 9. Gene Ontology annotation, molecular function: serine-type endopeptidase activity. Gene Ontology annotation, biological process: proteolysis. The record is from RefSeq and is a predicted model, not a curated record. The transcript has 10 exons. Lineage: Eukaryota; Metazoa; Arthropoda; Insecta; Diptera; Tephritidae. The coding region runs from base 1 to 2457 and encodes 818 amino acids.
AUGAAACUACUAACUGUUCUCGCCGUAUGCCUCUUGGGCUGCGCAAUCGCGUCCGCCAGCGAAGUUGAUUGGUCUAAGGUACGUUCGUUAGAUGUCCACCCAGCAAUUGCAGUUAAUCCACGGUUGCCUUAUGACCGUCUUGAAGGACGUAUCACCAAUGGUAUUGUGGCCGAAGAGAAACAAUUCCCUCAUCAAGCCGGUUUAUUGCUAUACUUUUCUAGUGGAGCUGCGUGGUGUGGUGGCAGUUUGAUCUCAGAACGUUGGAUUUUGACAGCGGCCCAUUGCGCAGAAGGCGCAAUUGGUGUCGACGUGUAUCUGGGCGCCUGGAAUCGUACCGAUAAAACUGAAAAGAACCAGCAGAUCAUCUACUCAUCUGCUAAGAAUAUAAUUGUUCAUGAAGAAUGGGAUGCCUCCUUGUUGCUCAAUGACAUUGCACUUAUUAAGCUGCCAGUUGAAAUUGAAUUCAAUGACUACAUUCAACCUAUUGCUCUCCCCAAAAUCUCGUCUACAUACGACACCUAUGCUGGUAAACAAGCGAUCGCUUCUGGUUGGGGAAAGAUUAGCGACAGUGCUACAAGUGCCACCGAUGUGCUGCGCUGGAUUGAAGUGCCUAUUUUAGAAAAUCGGUCAUGCAAUUUAUGGUUCCUCGGCUUAAUUCAGUCAUCAAAUAUCUGCAUCAAAACUACUGGUGGUACUUCUACUUGCAAUGGUGACUCCGGUGGCCCAUUGAUAUACAAUGAUGGUGAGGAAAGCGUCCUGAUCGGUGCCACUUCAUUUGGCAUUUCUUUGGGCUGUGAAGUUGGCUGGCCAGGUGCGUUUACUCGUAUUACAUCAUACGUGGAUUGGAUUAAGGAAAAAUCCGGUGUUGCCAACGAAUACACCAUGAAGUUCUUCGUAGUAUUCGCUCUCCUCUUGGCUUCGGCCUACGCUUCGCCAACAAUUUUCCAAAGGGGAUUGGUUGUUCCCAUUUUGGAUGACAGCGUCGAGGGACGUAUUACUAAUGGCCAAACCGCUUCAACUGGCCAAUUCCCAUAUCAAGUUGGUCUCUCAUUGCAAGUGAGCUCUACUUCGUCAGCCUGGUGCGGUGGUUCUUUGAUUGGUAGCAAAUAUGUCCUAACAGCUGCUCAUUGUACCGACGGUAUUUUACAAGUUACCGUCUACUUGGGUGCUACACAACGCACAUCGGCCGAGCUUACAUACACCGUAUCGAGCAGUGAUAUAAUCAUCCACUCUGGCUGGAGUUCCAGGACUUUGAGGAACGAUAUUUCUCUCAUUAAAAUCCCAUCCGUUUCCUACACUAGCAGAAUCCAAGCUGUUCCAUUGCCUGCUGUUUCUAGCUCUUACUCCACUUAUGCCGGUGAUUCUGCCGUCAUUUCUGGUUGGGGACGUAUCAGCGAUUCUGCUACCAGUGUGACCAACAGCUUGCAAUACGCCACCGUACAAGUAAUUACCAACACUGUCUGUGCUUCAACAUUUGGAUCAACGUAUGUGACCAGCGGCAACAUUUGUAUCGCCACCACUGGCGGAGUAUCCACUUGCAACGGUGACUCAGGUGGCCCAUUGUUCCACACCAUGAAUAUGAAACUACUAACUGUUCUCGCCGUAUGCCUCUUGGGCUGCGCAAUCGCGUCCGCCAGCGAAGUUGAUUGGUCUAAGGUACGUUCGUUAGAUGUCCACCCAGCAAUUCCAGUUAAUCCACGGUUGCCUUAUGACCGUCUUGAAGGACGUAUCACCAAUGGCAUUGUGGCCGAAGAGAAACAAUUCCCUCAUCAAGCCGGUUUAUUGCUGUACUUUUCUAGUGGAGCUGCGUGGUGUGGUGGCAGUUUGAUCUCAGAUCGUUGGAUUUUGACAGCGGCCCAUUGCGCAGAAGGCGCAAUUGGUGUCGACGUGUAUCUGGGCGCCUGGAAUCGUACCGAUAAAACUGAAAAGAACCAACAGAUCAUCUACUCAUCUGCCAGGAAUAUAAUUGUUCAUGAAGAAUGGGAUGCCUCCUUGUUGCUCAAUGACAUUGCACUUAUUAAGCUGCCAGUUGAAAUUGCAUUCAACGACUACAUUCAACCAAUUGCUCUUCCCAAAAUCUCGUCUACAUACGACACCUAUGCUGGUAAACAAGCGAUCGCUUCUGGUUGGGGAAAGAUUAGCGACAGUGCUACAAGUGCCACCGACGUGCUGCGCUGGAUUGAAGUGCCUAUUUUAGAAAAUCGGUCAUGCAAUUUAUGGUUCCUCGGCUUAAUUCAGUCAUCAAAUAUCUGCAUCAAAACUACUGGUGGUACUUCUACUUGCAAUGGUGACUCUGGUGGCCCAUUGAUAUACAACGAUGGUGAGGAAAGCGUCCUGAUCGGUGCCACUUCAUUUGGCAUUUCUUUGGGCUGUGAAGUUGGCUGGCCAGGUGCGUUUACUCGUAUUACAUCAUACGUGGAUUGGAUUAAGGAAAAAUCCGGUGUUGCCAACGAAUAA